AUGGCCUCGAGAAAGAAGCAAUCCGAAGCCAUGGCUUUGCUGGUGUCCAAUUACAACGAUGAGGAAGAGGAUGAAGACAUGGAGGAUAUUGAACAAGACCGACAAGAAGAAGAAGAAUACGAUGAAGAUCAAGAACGACGAGAACAGCGAGAAUACGACGAUUACGGAGAGCUGAGAAGAGGCUCGGAAGAUGCUUCAAUGGUAGACAUGGAUAGAAUGGUAGCUGGUGAUUCUGGUAACGACGAUAGCGCACCGCCUGAUGCUGGCGAUAAUGAGAAUUUGACUCCGAAUGAAGGUCAAUUUCGUCAUUCAACGCCGCAACUACGGCAGCCGGUGCCGUCGGAUAGUUUAAAUAGAAGUAGAAGAGGGGGGCUUACGAUUGUGGACUAUGGGCAUGAUGAAGUUGCUAUGUCUCCUGAGCCUGAGGAGGGUGAAAUAGAAGGAAGUGGUCGUGUGAGGUUCGGUGCAGAUCUUUUAUCUGCUAAUGGUGAUUUCCACGAUAAGACACCUCCUGGAACAGUUCACAUCCUAACACCUCUCGAUCAAGCGACUCCUCAAUUAUCUGAACCAUCUCAAUCUGAUACAAUGAACGAUACUGCACUUGAAUCAGAGGGUAUAAAUGCUGAACAGGCUGCUGCAGAAGAGCAAAAAGAUGUUGAUCCGUUAGAUAAGUUUCUCCCGCCACCAGUAAAAGCCAAGUGUUCAGAGGAGCUGCAAAGGAGGAUAAAUAAGUUUCUUGAAUUAAAGAGAUCUGGGAAAAGCUUCAAUGCAGGAUUGCGCAAUAAGAAGGACUAUAGAAACCCAGACUUUCUAUUGCACGCAGUGAGGUAUCAAGAUAUUGAUCAGACAGGAUCUUGCUUCAGUAAAGAUGUAUUUGACCCUCAUGGAUUUGAAAAAAGUGACUACUAUGAUGAAAUAGAGGCUGAGAUGAGGCGUGAAAUGGAAAGGAAAGAUCAAGAAAGGAAGAGGAGUCAAAAGAUUGAAUAUGUUUCAGGAGGAACACAGCCUGGAAUAGUUGGUGCUGCACCUAAAAUUAACGUACCUGUUCCAGGUGUUUCGACCAUGGCUGCUUCUGGAUUGAACUCCUUGCCUCCUGCUCCUGAUGUCAUGCCACGGGAUGGUAGACAGAACAAGAAGUCAAAGUGGGAUAAGGUAGAUGGUGAUCGAAAGAAUCCUCUUCCCUCUGGAGUGCAGGAUUCUAUGUCCACUGUGGGGACUCAUGCAACACUCUUAUCUUCUGGUGCUGGAUACAUGGCUUUUGCGCAACAGAGACGGAGAGAGGUGGAGGAGAAACGAUCUAGUGAAAGGAAGUUAGACAGAAGAUCUUGA
Prunus armeniaca (apricot) is the source of this 1329-nucleotide messenger RNA. The record is from the annotation of a GenBank genome assembly. NCBI's taxonomy places the organism in Eukaryota, Viridiplantae, Streptophyta, Magnoliopsida, Rosales, Rosaceae.